Nicrophorus vespilloides is the source of this 1128-nucleotide messenger RNA. Its product is annotated as RNA pseudouridylate synthase domain-containing protein 2-like. The annotation marks the transcript as partial. The transcript is spliced from 5 exons. NCBI's taxonomy places the organism in Eukaryota, Metazoa, Arthropoda, Insecta, Coleoptera, Silphidae. The record is from RefSeq and is a predicted model, not a curated record. Gene Ontology annotation, molecular function: RNA binding; pseudouridine synthase activity. Gene Ontology annotation, biological process: pseudouridine synthesis.
GUGCAUCCUUGCGGAAGAUACAGACACAACACGGUCGUCUUCAUCCUAGCCAAAGAGUACAACUUGAAGAACUUGAGGACGAUCCACCGUUUGGACAGAUUGACCAGCGGAUUGCUGCUGUUCGGUAGGUCGCCGAAGAAGGCCAGACAGAUGGAGCAUCAGAUCAGGAAUAGACUGGUGCUGAAGGAGUACGUGUGCCGAGUCGAAGGAGAAUUCCCCAACGAAAUCAUCGAUUGCAAAGAACCCAUCGAAGUUGUGAGCUACAAGAUCGGAGUGUGCAAGGUGUCUCAGAAGGGCAAAGACUGCACGACGGUCUUCCAGAAACUUGGGUACAAUGGAAAGACGAGCAUAGUUCUAUGUAAACCAAAGACUGGACGCAUGCACCAGAUCAGAGUGCAUCUGCAAUAUUUAGGUUACCCGGUAGUCAAUGAUCCUUUGUACAAUCACGACGUGUUCGGACCUCUUAAAGGCAAAGGCGGCGAUCUGGGUGGAAAAUCCGACGAAGAGUUGGUCAGAGAUUUGAUUCAUAUACACAACGCGGAGAAUUGGUUAGGAAUGGACGGGGACAGCGAAUUGUCCAUGUUCAAUCACAGGAAGGGUGACCUUGAUGAAUCGUUAGUUUCAGCUUUAGUUCCCAAAGAUCGCGUCCUUAGCGACGACGACGGUGACAGGGUAUCCAGGGAGGCGUCUCCAUGCGACGAGAGUUGCGACGUUUCUACGAGCAUCGGUUGCGAUUCCUCAUCGUCGCCACCGCCGCCCGCGAUCGCCGCCCUUCCCCAUCCGAUGGCCCUUUCACCUUUGUCACGAGCCAACGACGCCAAAUGCACCGUCGCGACGCAGACCGGCCACGAGGCGCCCGACUUCAGCUUCAACACCGACAAGAUGACCGUCGACAAGCACUGCUACGAAUGUAAAGUCCGUUACAGGGAUCCGAAACCCCAAGAUCUGGUCAUGUACUUGCACGCUUGGAAGUACAAGGGUCCAGGAUGGGAAUACCAAACGGAACUUCCGGCCUGGGCGAGCGUCGACUGGGUGGACCCUGACAGCGCAUGAUGAUCCACGAAAAGUGAAGAGAAAAAUGCUUAACAUCUUCCAAAAGAAUCAAGAAGACAACAGCAACAACAACAA